Molecule: messenger RNA, 6074 nt
Organism: Thalassophryne amazonica
Lineage: Eukaryota; Metazoa; Chordata; Actinopteri; Batrachoidiformes; Batrachoididae
Gene: thada
Product: THADA armadillo repeat containing
Biological process (GO): tRNA methylation
Cellular component (GO): cytosol
Source: RefSeq, a predicted model, not a curated record
UAGACGGAUAACAGCACAUACUGAACCACAUGGGAAAAUAAAGUGAACGAUAUUGAUAUCUAACUUUUAAUCUUAAUUAUCUCAACUUGACUUGAGUCAUGGUGCUGAAGAACAAGACAGCCCAAGUAGAGGCAGUGCUGUUGGAUGAGGAUAAACUGCACAAGUUGAUGGUGUCCCUUUCUGUGGAUGGAGAAGAACAUGCAGUCAAACAGGUUGCUCAGACGCUACAAGCCUGUUUGGAGCUAACAGACCCAAUGAAGCAGAUCCAAUUAGUAAAGAAGGCAGGGUCCCAGCUGGAGAGACUGACAGAAGAUCAGCCUCAUGGGACUCUCCUUGAGGCUUGUCUGCACACCCUGAGUCUGAUCUACACCUCCCUUAAUGUUAAGAACCCCCUACGGCGCACCAUUGCAAGUGCCUUUGGUUCAGUACCAGCCUGGCUGCAGCAGCAGACUGUAGACUGUUUGUCUGCCUGCAUGUCCAACUGUUUGUCCAAUUCUUCUUCAGAGCAUUAUCCACACACUGUGGACACCAUUACAGCCUGUUUCGAUGGCUUCCCUCUAGGUGAAAGAUGCAUUAUUAAACUUUUGCCUGAAGUAUUGCAGUUUCUUCACAAGGGAUUGAGUGAAUACCUUCAGCAGAACAGUGCUCUCGUAGGUCGCCACAUUGCCCAGGCUCAGCUAAUGCAGAAUUGUUUGGCUAUGGUAAAGACAUCCAUGCUAGUGAUCCAGAAAACACAGGACAUCAUCAGCUCUGCCCUGCAGAAGGACCAGGAUCAGUGCAAGCUUCAGGGCAUGCUGAGCAGCCUCCUGGGUUGUUACACACGCAUCCUCACUGAUGAGGAGUUUAUCCAAGCGAUCCAGAGUACAGCAGGCAUGGCUGUAGUUUUACUCAUAAAGUCUGUCAUGGGUUCUGGAGAUGAAGUCGCCUCUAUGGUGUGCAGUCUGCUGCACAGCUCACAACAUGCUUUGGAAUCAGCUCCUCAGUGGCUAACCCAGAGGUGUGAGUGUCUGUGUUCUAGUGGGCGUCCACUAGGUGUCUCACUGUACUUGUGCCAUGGGGCUUUAGCAAUGUUGAGCUGGAAGAGCGCCCUCCCAGGGCCACAGUGGGAACAGCUGUUGCUCUUGGUUCCAAACACACUGUUGGAACUUGAUGUCAGCAUAAAGGAGUCCAGCACAGCUAUGGUGGUGGCGCGGGUGCUGAACCUGUGGAGUGGUGCAGCCCUUGACUGCUUGCAGGGAGCCAUGAAGCCCUGCCCACCCGCACUCCAGCAGACUCUCAGUGGAGGCUCUGAGCUACACGGACGGAUCUUGGAGCACAUCUACUCACACUGGGAGCACCCACUAGAUGGAGUCCGCCACCAGACUGCCUCAUUGUUCCGGAACCUCCUUCUUCUCCAUCAGCACACCAUGCCCUCCGUCUGCGUCCCAACCAAAGACCCAUACAUCACCAAGCUAACGCAAAGCCUGCUGGGACUGGAGUGGCACAUGAGGGGAAAAUAUGGCUCUUUAGGCUGCCUGGUUGAGCUUCACGGGGCAGCGUACCUACUUGACAUCGAACCACAGCUGCCUUCAUCUCUCCUGGGCUUGAUGGGUGACCAGACUCUGGCUCCUUAUGUGGGUGACCUCCUGGAGAAACUGUUUGUGAGCCACAAGGUGCAGCUGGCUGCUGAAGCCAGUGCAGCAGGCCAAACAGCCACAGAGGAUUGGAUGGAACACUGGCACCAGACGUGGGUAACCCCCCUGCUGCAGGUUCUGUGCCGUGCCAGAGUGGACCAAACUUCAUACAUUCUGGAUUAUUUUCUGCCUAAGCUGCUUCGAUGUAGCCCCUCCAGUCUGACACACAUGGUACAGGCCUUGCAGAACACACCACCCUGCAGUGUAGGUCCUCCAGGCAGCAGGGGUGCACUGGGUGCUCUGAUGACGUGCCUGCGGGCGGCCAGGGCACAGGGUGUUACACCAUCUUCAGAGGAGGGUUUUUGGGGAGGACUAGUGCCUCUUUUGUUGCUCCAAAAAGCUCUUUUGCACCAACAUGAUCAAGUGAGGAUGGAUGCUCUGGGCUUAGUGUGUGAGAGCCACCGCAGCACAGAGGCUCUGACCUCACAGGAAGUCGAUCUGAUCAGCUACUUCUUGCUACCAAACCUCAACAGCCAGUCACCAGGAGUUAGACAGCAAACAGUCAGCCUGCUGAAGAAGUUACUUUGUAGAGUGAAGGACAGCACUCAGCUGCUACAGAAGAGACUGAGCCAAGAGAAAGACAAGGACCAGAGAGACGGAGACCAGCACACGCUACAUAUGUAUAAGGAAUUCCUGCAUUGGCUUUGUGUGACAUUGCUGGAGGUUUUACUUCCUGGAGCUUCCUUCUCUAAAUGCCUGAUGUCCCUCCACCUGCUCAAUUUGCUGGCCCAGAUCUUCACCUUCAGCACUGGGCCUGAUGUGUUUGCCCUGGGUGGAGUUGUGACCCCUGUCCAUGGUCAGAAUGUUCUCUACUGUGUUGCCAGUAACUUCCUUGAAGUCAAGCAGCUAGCCUCCACAUUAAUACAACAGCUGCCUCCAUCAGUUGUGGGGUUACAGGAACCAGAGAGAAUGCGUUGUGUCCUUCAGGCAGCACUGGACCUCAGUACGAGCACCAAACCCUUUAACAGCGUGACGGCAGCUCAUCUUCUCAACCUGCUGAUACACCAGCCACACCUGAGCCAGGCAUUGCUGCAUUGUGCUGAGGAGCAGGGCCUCAUGUUCCAGCCGCCCUCCCCAUCACCACCUAAUGCUGCUGAGGCUCACACCUUGGAGCUCAACACUUUGGCUGUGGUUCAGUUCUUGCUGUUGUGUCUGCAGUCAGAGGUGUCGAGGGCUGAGUCAUCUCUCUUGAGGGCAGCUGCUUCCUGCCCUCUCUACGGCAGAGCUCACUGCAUCACUGCUGUGCUUCAACAUCUCAACACGGAGAUUUGGAGCCAGACUGAGCAGUGGAGAGCUCUGGUGUCAGGGCUGAUAGCUGUGUGCUACAGGAUGUCUGAUGUGGUUUCCCCCAUCGUACAGAGCUCCUCCCCUGAAGGACUCAUCCCCAUGGAUACGGACUCAGGCACCUCAGCAGGCCUUCAGCGGAUCCUCCAAGAGAUCCAGCCCAGAGACAACAAUGACUUCUUCACUGCUGCCAGAGAGUUGGACAUGCACCAUGAGGAUGAUCACACAGAAAGCCAAGGCACACAUGCGCCAGUGCUAGAUACAGGCUCCGAAGGCUACAGGGUGACUGCACAGAUGGUGCUGGUAUGUUGCUGGCGGAGCAUGAAGGAAGUGGCCAUGUUGCUCGGACAGCUGUGUCAGAGUCUACCUCUGCAUUACACCAACAACGAGACACAGACACACUUUGGGCUCAUCACAGAAGAUCAGGUGGAAGGAGUAGGCCUGUACUUCUGUCAGCAGCUUCUGCAGUCUCGCCAUCGCGGCGCUUUUGAACUGGCGUAUGUGGGCUUUGUGCGCCUCACCAACGUGCUGUGCAGGAGUGGAAGCCUGACCCUGCAACAUCUUCCAGCCCGCUGGCUGUCUGAGGUGCUGGAAGAGGUCAAAUCCAGUGACCCAUCAUCCAAACUGUGUGCCACACGACGCAGCGCUGGAAUACCUUUCUACAUCCAAGCUCUGCUCUCUUCUGAGCCCAAGUCAUCCAGUUGCAGCCUGUUGAAGAAAACCAUGAGAGAGCUGAUCACCUUGGCCGUGCCUUCUACUGACAGGAACACAGAUCGCUCCACUGUUCCUCAGGUCCAUGCUCUGAACAUCCUGCGGGCGCUAUACAGGGACACUCGUCUGGGGGAAAACAUAAUUCCAUUCGUCUCGGAUGGAAUGCAGGCCGCUGUGCUGGGCUUCACCUCUCCUGUCUGGGCUGUAAGGAACUCCUCUACUCUUCUCUUCAGUACUCUAAUCACAAGAAUCUUUGGAGUCAAGAAAGGAAAGGAUGAACACUCAAAAAAGAACAGGAUGACCGGUCGAGAGUUUUUCACUCGGUUCCCAGCACUUUACCCCUUCCUUUUGCACCAGCUUGAGGAGGCCGCUGCCUCAGUGGAAGGUGAGAGUGGUCAGGUGAAACUGCACCCCAGUCUGUUCUUGUUGCUGCUGGUGCUCAGUCGACUGUACCCUUCUCCCAUGGAUGGGUCCUCUUCAUCUUUAGGACUCGCACCUUUCAUUCCCUUCAUCAUUAGGUGUGGGCGUUCUGCGGUGUAUCGGACCAGGGAGAUGGCAGCUCGGGCCCUCGUUCCCUUUGUACCGGUCACACAGGUCUUAUCCACUGUUCAUUUUUUACUGCAGGAGCUUCCUUCACAGCCAAGACCCACAAUGCAACACAACCACAUCCAUGGGACUCUGCUUCAGGUGCUGUUUCUGCUGCGUUCCUACCAAGCUGACUCACACAGAUCCCUACCAGCAGGAAAUGGCAUCAGCAAAGCUCUUCGUCAGCGCAUGUGGCUCGCCUCUCGACAGAAUAACUGUAUGGUGACCAGAGGAGCCUUUUUGGAUGUGCUGGUUUUCCUUUGUGAAUCCAAAAUCAGCCUUUUGGAUGAUGUGGAUGUUGCUGAGCUUCGUCGUGAGGGCUUGGCAGUCCUGAUGGACUCGGAUCUGGUCACCCCCAACAGAUCUGUCACUGUUGUUGGACCCGGGAGCACCCAGUACCUGCUCAGCCUGGCUCAGGUGGCUUUCAGUGCCAGUGUGGAGAUCCCUGAGCUCUGGUGUGGCCCUCAGUUCACGACACAGCUGCUGAAGUGCCUACUGCUGUGUCCCCAGUAUGAAGUGAGGGAACUCACACUGGAGAAACUUCUGAGGAGGCUGGAGCAGCAGGAAGAAGAUGAGAUAAAGAUGAGACCUGCAUGGCUUGAUGAGACCAUCCUGACUAACCUGAUGAGCCUGGCUCUUCAUGAGACACACCCCCAGUGUCUGGCUAAGGUGCUUCAUGUGUUGCGCAUGUUGAGCUCUAGUGUUGAGCCGUGGAGGGACAGAUUUCAGAUUUUGUCCCAAGAGGAAGUCCUGUUACACCUGCUCACUCUGGCUCAGCAGUCUGCUCACAGUGUGGAGCUACACUGUGCCGCCAUGACCCUGCUCUCUCACCUGGUGGUUCAGCUGGUAAACGUUGACCCAAAGGGUGCGAGCGCAGUGGCUUGUUUGAGUCAGUGGGUGGAGCUGCUGCACUCCUGCUGUGGUGAGGAACAGCCAGUAGAUGUGAAGCUGAUGGCUGCACGUGUGAUGGUUGACUGUACAGCCACUCUGCUGACCAAUCCCAUGCUGCCGCUGGGUCUGUCCACCACAGUGUCUCUGUGGAGGAGUCUUUUCAUGCUGUUGCAGGAUGAAGAUCGAGAUGUUCGUGAUUUGGCCGCUGACUUCACAUCCGAUGUACCACAGUGUCUUCUAAACACAGAUGUGGCGGGAGUGUCUGUGUGUCCUCCCGUAGCCCUGCACUUGGGUGUGGGGAUCCUGUGUCGGCUGUUUGAGCUGUCCGGCUGUGUGCCAGCAGGUGUCCUCGUUCUGACAGAGUGGCUGCUGGGGCAGGAAGAGACCACUGGAGAGACACGUGGAGAGGAAGCUUCCUCUCUUGAUGAAGAAGAGUUCCUGUUUGAGAAAGGGGAUCUAAAUCUGUGGGCGGAGCCUAUCCAGUGGGUAAAGCUGCUUCAUAGACACCUCAGUUCUCUCAUCCUGACCUUUGAGCAAAAUCCGGAAUCAGGAUAUUCUGAACUGGACCUGGAGCGUCUUAGCACACUGUCAGCACAGGCUCAGGCCCAAACACUCAGCUCCCAGCAGGCACUGAGCAGCCUCCCCGCCCCGCCUCAGUUCUACUGCACGAUGGAGCAUGCCCGGCUAACGCUGCAGCACCAGAGGGCCACGCUUACUGUGGAGGUGCUGGAGAAGCUCAGGCCUUAAACAGAGGGGAAGGUGAUCUGGAUCACUGCAGCGACCAUUCAACCAGCACACUGAACACUUCUCUUUUCUACUCUGUUGAACAAAUACUGACAGAUAUUGUUCUCAUUGAGAGCAUAUAUAUGUAUUUUAAUUUAGUUGACUGUGAUAGAUGUUUUUAAAUUAAAACGUUUUUUUUAAAGAAAA